UGUAAAUAGGAACUAAAAUAUAAUGGAUAAUGAACAACAGAGUUUACUUAAUGCCUCAGCUAUUUCUGUAGAAGAUGGAAAGAAAACCAGUUUUUGUGGAGACAUUGGAGACCCCCAAGGACUUUUACAUCGUCUUAUUGUUUUAGCUUUGAUGUGUUUUUUAAGUUUUGGUAGCUAUUUCUGCUAUGACAAUCCUGCAGCAUUGCAUAACGAAAUUAUCAGUGAUCUUAAUUUGAAUGAAGCAACUUUUAUGCAGCUUUAUGCUUGGUAUUCAUGGCCAAAUGUAAUUCUUUGUUUCUUCGGGGGAUUUUUACUCGAUCGUAUACUUGGUGUUCGUAUGGGUAGCAUCAUAUUCAGUUUGUUUGUUCUUGGUGGACAACUAAUAUUUGCAUUAGGUGCUACAUUGGAAUUAAUGUGGUUGAUGGAUAUGGGUCGUUUUAUCUUUGGCAUUGGAGGAGAAUCUUUAGCAGUUGCACAAAAUACAUAUGCAGUGUUGUGGUUCAAAGAAAAAGAACUUAAUCUUGUGUUUGGAUUGCAACUCAGCAUGGCAAGGAUUGGAAGUACGGUGAACAUGAACAUCAUGGGACCUGUCUAUGGUUGGGUGAAGAAAGGAAUUAAAUCCGAUAGAACACUUGGAAUUUCACUUUUUAUUGCUGCCAUAACUUGUGUGUUUUCACUUGGAUGUGCUCUUAUGUUAGCUUAUCUCGAUAAACGAGCAGAAAGAAUUGUAGAAAGAAAAAAGAAUGCUUCAGAUGAAGUUGUGAAGUUUACUGAUGUUCGCCACUUUUGCUUCCAACUGUGGAUGGUGUUCCUUGUGUGUGUUGGAUAUUAUGUUGCAAUAUUUCCUUUUAUUGGACUUGGCAAAGUAUUUUUUGAAGAGAAAUUUGGCUUCAGUCCUUCAAGUGCGAGCGCUGUUAACAGCAUAGUGUAUAUUCUAUCAGCACCUUGCUCCCCUGUGCUUGGAUUCCUAGUUGAUAGAUUGGGUUAUAAUGUAUUCUGGGUGAUAAUAGCUGUACUCUCCACACUUGCCAGUCAUGGAUUACUUGCCUUUACAUUUCUAAACCCAUGGGUAGCUAUGAGUAUUAUGGGGGUGUCAUACUCACUUCUUGCUUGUGCGUUAUGGCCGAUGGUGGCUUUCCUUGUACCUCAACAUCAGCUUGCCACUGCAUAUGGAUUCAUGCAGUCAAUACAAAACCUCGGGCUUGCCAUUAUUUCACUUGCAUCUGGCUCAAUCCUGGACAGUUCUGGUUAUUUUGUGCUUGAAAUAUUCUAUUGUGCUUGUAUCUGUGUUGCACUCAUGGCUGCUCUGUUGCUCUACCUUGUGGAUCUAGGAAGGGGUAGUGGGUUGAAUUUAUCGGCAAAAGCAAGAGAACCUCAAGUAGCAGAUGAGGUUGAAAAUGCUGAGAGUUCCAUUGAAACACAAGGCACUCACCCAGCAUUUGUUCGACCAAUGACUGCAUUUGGAAUUCGAAACCGAUAUUAUUCAAGAAUUGGAGCACAAAUACCUGAACAUUUGCUUGCACAUGCAAACAUCAACAGGUCCCGGUCAUCAUCAUAUGAAGCUAUUUCUUAAUAUUUUAUUCUCACUGUCACCCGUACUUUACACUGCUUUUAAUGAAUUCUUCUUUAUGUUAAAUCUUCACUGAUUUUACCCGCUGCAUCUGCAACUAUUACACAUAUAUUCUGACCUGUUUUCGACAUAAUUUUUACAUAAAUAUAAUACGUUCUUUCAUCUAUACACAAAAGAUAAAUAUUAUUCUCUUUGUCAUUAAUGCCUUUCUUGAAUAUUGUGAUUUUAAAAUUGAUUUUAUUGAGCUGCAUGAGAAAUAAAACUGACAAUUUGUUUUGAUCUAAA
Ciona intestinalis (vase tunicate) is the source of this 1855-nucleotide messenger RNA. NCBI's taxonomy places the organism in Eukaryota, Metazoa, Chordata, Ascidiacea, Phlebobranchia, Cionidae. The record is from RefSeq and is a predicted model, not a curated record.